Molecule: messenger RNA, 3069 nt
Organism: Trichoderma citrinoviride
Lineage: Eukaryota; Fungi; Ascomycota; Sordariomycetes; Hypocreales; Hypocreaceae
Product: 26S proteasome subunit P45
Exons: 6
Coding region: 1-3069 (1022 amino acids)
Biological process (GO): proteasome-mediated ubiquitin-dependent protein catabolic process
Cellular component (GO): proteasome regulatory particle, base subcomplex
Molecular function (GO): ATP binding; ATP hydrolysis activity; proteasome-activating activity
Source: RefSeq, a predicted model, not a curated record
AUGUCGACCCUCGAAGAGCUCGAUGACCUCGACCGCCAGGAGAAGGAGGACAAGAGAAGAAACAAUGGCAAGAAGGCCACCGUCACCGAUGGAGACGACGAGAUGAAGGAUGCGGAGGAGAAGGACGACAUCCUCGACGACGAAAUCCUGAGCCUGAGCACACAAGACAUCCAGACCCGGAAGCGACUACUGGAAAACGACUCUCGGAUCAUGAAGAGCGAGCUCUCGAGGUUAACACACGAGAAGGCUGCCAUGGGCGAGAAGAUUAAGGAGAACCAGGACAAGAUUGCAAACAACAGACAACUUCCGUACCUGGUUGGAAACGUUGUCGAGCUGCUAGAUUUAGAUCCCACCGCGGAGUCUUCCGAAGAGGGCGCCAACAUCGAUCUCGAUGCCACGCGGGUGGGCAAGUCAGCAGUCAUCAAGACCUCCACGAGGCAAACCAUCUUCCUGCCGCUGAUUGGUCUUGUUGAUUCCGACCAGCUCAAGCCGGGCGACCUGAUCGGUGUGAACAAGGACUCGUACCUCGUUCUGGACACUCUGCCAGCAGAGUACGACAGCCGAGUCAAGGCCAUGGAGGUUGAUGAGAAGCCAACGGAGCAGUACACCGACGUUGGAGGUCUGGACAAGCAGAUUGAAGAGUUGGUGGAGGCCAUCGUAUGGCCCAUGAAGGAGGCAGAGCGGUUUAAGAAGAUUGGCAUCAAGGCACCCAAAGGUGCUCUGAUGUACGGACCCCCCGGUACCGGCAAGACUCUCAUGGCCCGAGCCUGUGCAGCCCAGACAGAAGCAACCUUCCUCAAGCUUGCAGGACCUCAGCUUGUGCAGAUGUUCAUCGGAGACGGUGCCAAGCUGGUGCGUGACUGCUUCGCCCUAGCGAAAGAAAAGGCUCCCGCAAUCAUCUUCAUCGACGAGCUCGAUGCCGUCGGUACCAAGCGAUUCGACAGUGAGAAGAGCGGCGAUCGAGAAGUGCAGAGAACCAUGCUGGAGCUGCUCAACCAGCUGGAUGGCUUUGCAUCCGACGACCGCAUCAAGGUUUUGGCCGCCACCAACCGAGUCGAUGUGCUGGACCCUGCCCUCCUGCGAUCUGGCCGUCUGGACCGAAAGAUUGAGUUUCCCCUGCCAAACGAAGAGGCCCGAGCCCAGAUUCUCAAGAUCCACUCUCGCAAGAUGAAGGUCGACCCCGGCGUCAACUGGGGUGAACUGGCUCGGAGCACGGAUGAGUUUGGCGGUGCCAUGCUGAAGGCUGUGUGCGUCGAGGCCGGCAUGAUUGCUCUGCGGUCAGGGAAGAACCAGAUUGGCCACGAGCACUACGUCGACGCCAUUGCCGAGGUGCAGGCCAAGAAGAAGGAUUGUACAGCCAAGCUGCGAAACAAGCCAUCACUUCUAGCGGGAAUACAGUCACGCUUCAUCAUGUGGCGCCUUCGCGAUAUCCUCGUCGUGGGACUCGCCGUGUCGGGGGCGGCAGCCAGCAACUGGUUCCCCGGCCACAAGACUGUUUACAACAAGUGGCAUGAGACGGAGCUUGAGCGCUGGCUCUCGGACCAAAACAUUCCCUAUCCGGCUCCGGCCGACCGCAAGGAUCUAGAGGAUCUCGUCUCGAAGCACUGGAACAACUACGUCGUCGAGCCCUACAACAGCUGGGAUGUUUCUCAGCUGAGCGCCUAUCUGCAGUCCAAAGGCAACGAUGUGGUAAAGGGUGCCCAGAAGAACAAGGAUAGUCUGCUCUCUCAGGUCAAGUCCAGCUGGUAUGAGACUGGGGAUUCCGCCAACUCGGCGUGGGCCAAUUCCAAGGAUUGGAUUCUCGAUACCUGGACCGAUUCUCAGCUCAAGGCGUUCUGUGACAAGCACGGCAUUCCUGUUCCCCAGCCGCGUACCCGUGAUACUCUUCUUCAAAAGGCUCGUGAGGCUUACCAGACGGUCGCUGAAAAGGCUGGAGAAACCGCUGCCUAUCCCGGAGACUGGCUGUACGCUACUUGGUCUGAGUCUGAUCUCAAGGAGUGGCUCGAUACCCACGGCUUCCCUGCCCCUCAGCCAACCACCCGCGAUAAGCUGGUUGCCUCGGUCCGCCGCAACUCUCGUCUCGCCUAUCUGAAGGCUAAGAGCGAGUCUGACAGUGCUGCUGCCAAGAUCCAGUCUACCUAUGACUAUCUGACUGACACCAUCAUUGACGCUUGGAGCGAGUCCCAGCUCAAGGAGUUUUGCGACAAGAACGGCAUCCCGGUUCCUCAGGGCACCAAGGUCAAUGAGCUUAGGGCUCUCGUUCGAAAGCACCGCGCUGACCUCCUGGGCGAUACCGUCACUGCCACUGCCAAGUCUGCCUUUGGCGCCGCUACUUCUAACGCUGCCAACCAGUAUGCCAAGGCAACUGACAGUGCUUCCCUUGCCGCUCAGGAUGCUUUCGACCAGGCCAUCAACAAGUGGUCCGACACCCGCCUCAAGGCGUAUCUGGAUGCCCGUGGUGUUCCCGUUCCCCAUGCCAGCAAGACUGACGAACUCCGAGCCCUCGCUCGGAAGCACUCUCACAAGGCUGCCAGCGGCUGGCAGGCGUGGACAUUUGACGACUUUAGCUACGACAACCUGAAGAACUAUCUGUUGGAGAACGGCAAUGCCGCCGCCAAGGCCGCCGCCAAGAAGAAGGAUGCCACUCGCGAGGAGCUUGUCAGCGCCGCGCAGUCUGCCUACUCGUCUGCUUCAUCCGCCGGUGGCUCCCAGUACGCCUCUGCCACUAGCUACCUUGCCUCCGUGACGGCUGCCGCCAAGCAUAACGCCUUUGACACCUGGUCGGAGAGCGAGCUCAAGGCCUACCUCGACAGCUACGGAGUCCCCGUUCCCCAGGGCUCCAAGAUUGACGAGCUCCGCGCCGAAGCACGCAAGCAGUCCACCUACUUCCGAUAUGGCUCCUCAUCGCCCGGAGGCACCGUCCUUGCUAAGCUCGGAGAGACGGCUCGCGAGGGCUGGAGAUGGGUCGCCGAACAGCUGCACCUUGGCAGCGAGGUCGCUCGUAAGGAGGCUGCCGAGGCCUCGGCUGAAGCCAAGAAGCAGAGUGAGAAGCUGCGAAACGAGCUGUAA